UGUGGAAUGGAGAGUGUGUUGAGGUUGCAGUCUGUGGUUAAUACGUGUUUGCUAUCGAAUUUAAUUUACAUUCAUUACAAGUCACGGCAAAACGACGGGAAAUUUUAAUACGUAAAGAAACAAAGCCUGUACAUGUGUACUAUACUUCUUUGCGCUUCCUUGUAACAGAAGUGGGCUGUGGUAAGGGCAAAUGAGAAUAUUGACUUACUUCAGAACUGGAAAUACAAUGGAAAUAAUGUGGAGGGUAAAGAACAAAGUCCGAUGUGUCCAGCUGAUAUGAGUUUGGAGAUUCCGUUUAAAUUUUGAACUUUUAAAACAUGGAGUGCAAUGAUGAUUCAGAUUUGUAUAGGUUAGAAGGUAGUAAAAAUGAAAGAGGUGGCCUUAUCAUCAAGAGAAAGCCGCCCGAAGAUGGGGUAUUUAAGGCCCCGGCUCCGAAGAAAUCCAUCCUUGGAUUGGAUAAAUUAGCAGCUUUGCGAAGGAAGCAGAAAGAAGACGCAGAAGAAUCUGAAACAAAGAAGUCCAAGGUGAUUUCUUAUAUGGAUGAAGACGAUGGAAAAGAAGUUCAGCAUGAUGUGGAAAAGAAGGAGAGGAAAAGAAAGGAAAGAAACUACCGCCCAGCUCAUGUGGAAACUCCGUCAUACACGGGUGGCAUAUCAAAAGAAGCUCGUGACAGGUUAGUGGAGCGGAUGCAGAAGAACAAGGAACGCAGUGUGUUGCAGGCCUCUUCCAAGGGCAUAGAUCAGGAGAAGGAACGAGAUCACAAUGAGAAGAACCAUGACAAACAUCGACACUCUCAUGAUAAAGAGAGGGGUUCACGUGACAGAGAUAGAGACAGGGUUAAGAGGAGAGAUCACAGGGAUAGGAGAGGUCGAGACAGGGACAGUCAAAGGAGUUCAGUUAGGAGUGGUCGAGACAGGGGGUCUUCCAGGUCAGAUUGGAGCGAAACACCACGCUUUAAGGAUGAGCCACUUACUCCGAACAUAAAAAUAAAGGACUCACCAUCCAGAACCAGCUGGGAUGAGGACGAUCCUGUUCCUUCUCGUCGCUCCAGCUGGGACUUGCCUACACCAGUUGCGGGACGACCUGAUGUUGACUGGUCAGAGAGAAGCUCCCGAAGAGGCACAGAUAAGCCAGACCGCAAACAGAGACAUGAUGAUACCCCACGACCCACUCCUGCUCACAAGUACAACUCCUGGGCCAGAGAUCGAAAGAAAAGUGGAGCAACUCCAUUACCUGGCAGAGAGAAUGAUGUGCAGUGGGCAUCGAAUGAGGACCGGGAGUUGUGGGAGGAGGAACAGAAGAGACUGGACAGGGAAUGGUAUGCAAUAGACGAAGGGUAUGAUGGCGAUAACAACCCAUUUGCUAAUCUAAGUGAGGACUACACGAAAAAGAAGGAAGAACAGUUGGAACAAAGGAGAAAGAAGCGUAUGUCAGCACAGCAGCGACAGAUUAACAAGGACAAUGAGCUGUGGGAGCGAAACAGGAUGCUGACAAGCGGUGUGGUUCAUUCUGUCGAUGUGGAUGAAGACUUUGAUGAAGAGAAUGUGGACCGAGUCCAUCUUUUAGUACACAAUAUUGUUCCUCCAUUCCUAGAUGGCCGCAUUGUAUUCACAAAACAGCCAGAACCUGUGGUUCCUGUUAAGGAUCCGACAUCAGACAUGGCAAUGGUUGCAAGGAAAGGAUCGGCUCUUGUUCGGGCAUUCAGAGAGCAGAAGGAAAGAAAGAAGGCGCAGAAGAAGCAUUGGGAGAUAGCAGGAACCACUAUCGGCAACAUCAUGGGUGUGCAGAAGAAGGAGGAAGAGAAGGAUGAAAGAGUGAAUGCAGAUGAUGAAACAGACUACAAAACGGACCAGAAAUUUGCAGAACACAUGCAGGAAACUGCUGAAGCUUCUAGUGAGUUUGCUAAGAAGAAAACUAUUCUUCAGCAGCGGAGGUAUCUGCCAGUCUUCGCUGUCAGACAAGAGCUGUUAAAUGUGAUACGAGAGAACAAUGUAGUGAUUAUAGUGGGUGAGACAGGGAGCGGCAAGACAACACAGCUUACGCAGUACCUUCAUGAGGAUGGUUAUAGUCACUAUGGUAUGAUUGGCUGUACUCAACCUCGCCGUGUUGCAGCCAUGUCUGUAGCGAAAAGAGUUUCUGAUGAAAUGGGCACCCAUCUUGGUGAGGAAGUGGGUUAUGCCAUCAGAUUUGAAGAUUGUACUUCAGAGAAAACAAUGAUCAAAUAUAUGACUGAUGGUAUCCUUCUGAGGGAGUCCCUUCGAGAAUCAGACUUGGACAACUACAGUGCCAUUAUCAUGGACGAGGCUCAUGAACGUUCUCUCAGCACAGAUGUUCUGUUUGGAUUAUUGCGGGAGGUGGUUGCCCGACGACAGGACCUUAAACUGAUUGUAACGUCAGCCACGAUGGAUGCCACCAAGUUUGCUACUUUCUUUGGCAAUGUUCCUACUUUUACCAUUCCUGGACGUACAUUUCCAGUGGAUACACUCUUUAGCAAGAAUCCUGUGGAAGAUUAUGUUGACUCGGCUGUGAAGCAAGCAUUGCAGAUCCAUCUGCAGCCAAAUGAAGGCGACAUCCUGAUCUUCAUGCCUGGGCAAGAAGACAUAGAAGUGACUUGUGAGGUGCUGGCUGAGAGGCUGGGAGAGAUUGAUAAUGCACCUCAGCUCUCUGUGCUACCCAUCUAUUCACAGCUGCCUUCAGAUCUGCAGGCAAAGAUCUUCCAGAGGUCACCGGAAGGGCUGCGCAAAUGCGUUGUUGCUACAAACAUUGCAGAAACGUCUUUAACAGUGGAUGGAAUCAUGUAUGUAGUGGACUCGGGUUACUGCAAGCUGAAGGUAUACAAUCCACGUAUUGGUAUGGAUGCCCUACAAAUCUACCCCAUCAGUCAGGCAAAUGCAAACCAGCGUUCUGGUCGUGCUGGCAGAACAGGUCCAGGGCAGUGUUUCAGGUUAUACACAGAGCGGCAGUACAAGGAUGAGUUGCUGGUAACCACAGUGCCCGAGAUACAGCGGACCAAUCUGGCUAACACUGUUCUGCUCCUCAAAUCACUUGGAGUUCAGGACUUACUGCAGUUUCACUUCAUGGAUCCACCCCCUCAGGACAAUAUCUUGAACUCUCUGUAUCAGCUGUGGAUUCUAGGAGCCCUAGAUCACACAGGAACUCUGACCCCACUGGGCCGCCAGAUGGCGGAGUUCCCACUGGAUCCGCCACAGUGCCAGAUGCUCAUUGUUUCAUGUCAGAUGGGCUGCUCAGCAGAAAUUCUGAUUAUAGUGUCGAUGCUGUCAGUGCCAUCUAUAUUUUACCGUCCGAAAGGCCGAGAAGAGGAGGCAGACGCUGUACGAGAGAAGUUCCAAGUACCUGAGUCUGACCAUCUAACAUACCUCAAUGUUUACAAUCAGUGGAAGAGUAAUAAUUACUCUGCAGGGUGGUGUAACGACCACUUCAUUCAUGUGAAAGCAAUGCGCAAAGUGCGCGAAGUCCGUCAACAGUUGAAGGAUAUUUUGGUCCAACAGAAAAUUGAGGUUGUGUCGUGUGGCACCGAGUGGGAUAUUAUUCGCAAGUGCAUUUGCUCAGCAUACUUUCAUCAGGCUGCCAGACUGAAGGGUAUUGGAGAGUAUGUGAACUGUCGGACAGGAAUGCCAUGUCACCUUCAUCCAACAUCAGCCCUCUUUGGAAUGGGCUUCACUCCCGACUUUGUUGUGUACCAUGAGCUUAUAAUGACUGCGAAGGAGUACAUGCAGUGCGUGACAGCAGUGGACGGCCAUUGGCUGGCAGAGUUAGGGCCCAUGUUCUUCUCCGUGAAAGAAACUGGACGUUCUGGACGUGCUAAGCGUCGUCAAGCACUGGAACAUCUUCAGGAGAUGGAAGGGCAAAUGAAGAUUGCUCAGGAAGAAAUCAAGGCUCGCAAAGAGGAGCAAGAACGAAAGUUGCAAGUUGGGACUCGAGUGGCAGAAAUAGUAACUCCAGGAGUAAGGGAGCCUGGAACACCGUGCAGAACUCCUGCACGAUUUGGACUUUGAGGAUCUGGUGUUCCUAUAGCAUGCUGGACAAUCAGCAUACACUGUUGCUCUUGUGACAGUAGCGUUGUAAUGCAUAGUGCGGUAAUGCAGGCUGUACAGAUACAGUACAGAGCAUAAGUAGAGAGGAUGGCCAGAAUGCAACCAAAACAGGCCCUUCUCUUCCUGUUGGCAGAGAUGCUGGUAUAUGAAGAGAAGUCAGAACAUAACUUACCUGCAGAAUGUCAUGUCUUUGUCUUACAAAGUUGGAUUCCAGGCAGCGCAAAUGGAAUAAUUGUUUCAAUGACAGAAUUAGAGUUAGCUGUUGUCUAUCAGCUGACAAAUUUUGUCACUACAGUAACACAAACUGUGUGGAAUCUUGUGUUGUAGUGUACUGGACUUAGCAUGUGAGAAUAUCAGAGAACAGCAGGAAAAUAUAUUAUUUGAAGUGAGCAGGGCAGCGAUAAUCCAAGAAAGAAUCAUCAUCUCCUCCUCUUACUUUCUAAUAUUAUUAUUCUUUAUAUAUUCUCUUUCUCCAUUGUCCUUCUUAUUCUCUUAAUUUCUGUUCUCCAUCUUCUUACAGUUUUUCCUCUUCUCCUUCCCUCUUUUUCCCUGAUCCUUCAUCUUCUUAACUUCCUAUUCCUCUGUCAUUACUUUCUCUUCCUUUGUUAGUGUCCUGACAUGUACUAGUCACUACAUCAUGAAGACAUAUGGGGGAGUGGAGGUAUAGUUCCACACAUUCUUAACUUUGGCACUAGGUGGUGCUGGAUGGCACUGAGUGGUCAGCUUUCAGCUCUGUCCACUUUACCCAUAGAAAAGAACCCCUGGUACUCAGUGGAUAGGAGGUUUGAUGAGCCACAGAGCUGGUGUUCACCUAGUGACAUAGACAGAUGUUCCUAUGCAUGUUUGAAGUCAGAAGCCAGUCAUUCUGCUUACAGAUUUUCACUAUACAGACUGAACUGUUUUGGCUUAUACGUACUACUGAUUGGUGCAGAAAUGCAAAAGGACUUGGUAAAAGUUAACAGCAUUAUGAGUUGGGAAGAACAUUACCAAGUAUGUUUACAAAAGAUUUUUCCAUUUUAAAUAUUAAAAAAGGCGUUUUUGUUUUUUUAUUACUCCCCUUUGCUUGUCUCGGAUGCUACAGUUGAAUUUGUCUGAUCCACAGAAUGGCUAUGUAAAUUCCGAGAUUCAGAGCCAUUCGAUUAUCAUGUUUGGAAUGAUACUGAACAGCUAGUGCACAAGAACUUGGAAGAAAUGUUUAAGUCUUGCAGUUCCUGCAACAAAGAACCAAAAUUGUGUGGCCUGUCAGAGUAGAUAACAUCCAAUCAUCCACCAACAAAUGCAAGAAAUGGGUUCAGUCAGUAAUCCAAGAAAACUGGGCCCUGUUCAGUGACAAUUGUGAUAAAAACAAGUGGUUUAGUUAUAAAUAAAAUCCCUGUGUUUAACAUUCAAAAUGGAAAAUAUUUUUCUGUGUAAUGAAUGAACUGAACUGAAUAAAUCUCUCUGUACACAUACUUA
Molecule: messenger RNA, 5510 nt
Organism: Cryptotermes secundus
Lineage: Eukaryota; Metazoa; Arthropoda; Insecta; Blattodea; Kalotermitidae
Product: pre-mRNA-splicing factor ATP-dependent RNA helicase PRP16
Exons: 21
Coding region: 318-4016 (1232 amino acids)
Biological process (GO): mRNA splicing, via spliceosome
Cellular component (GO): intracellular anatomical structure; spliceosomal complex
Molecular function (GO): RNA binding; ATP binding
Source: RefSeq, a predicted model, not a curated record